UCGACCUCCAGGCUGUCUGUCAGGGCUCUCUGUGUGUGUGUGUGUCUGUGGAUGUGUGUGUGUGAGUGUGUGUGUGUGCUGUAGAGAGGUGGCGGGGAGGGAAAGUGUGUGAGGAGAUUUAAAGAACGAGUAGAGAGGAAAAAAAGACACUGCAGAGGAGGAGAGCGGUGGUUUCUGGCUUUGUUUUGUUGUUCCUGAUGGAGAGAAAGUUUAGGGAAGUAAAGACAUGGUGAUGAUGAUGGUGAUGAUGAUGAUGAUGAUGAGGAUGGCGGGCUUCCCUCAGCCUCCCCGGGCUCAGGUGAGCCCCGGGCUCCAGACUAAGUGCUAGCCAUGUUGCGGCAGUCCGAGCCGACCUCCAGCACCCUGCAGCUGGUUGCCAACGAUAUGACCGGAAUCAUGGAGAAACUAGACACCCGCGAGCUCCACCUGGAAGAUGGAGAGUACGACACAACCGACGCCAACGUCCCAGCGGAGCGUUUGUCUUUCACGGCGAUCUACAACACGGUGGGUUUCAAGGAGCCUACGGCCAAAGUCUUCCUGUCCUCUCCGAUCACCGCCAAGAUCCUGGAGGUGGAGCGGUUCACCUCGGCUCAGGACCGCUUCAAUGUUACUUCGCAGAGGAGCGUCAAUAAGUCGAUGCCGGCGGUGUUUAAGAUCGAGUUGAAGCACGGGGAGUUUACCUGGCUGGUGAAGAGGAAGGAGAAACACUUCAUGGAUCUCCACAGAGAGCUGAGGACCUACAAGACCUUCAUGAGGCUGCCGCUGCCGACACGCAGUCACACGGUGAAGAGGCAGACGGCGACGAGGAGCGAGGCGAGGCAGAUACCGAACCUCCCCAGAUCAGGAGGAGAAGAGCUGGGCAGAGAGGAGCAAGUUUCCAGUCGAAGGAAACAACUGGAAGAUUACUUGAAUAACCUGCUAAAGAUGCCGAUGUACAGGAACUACCACGCAACGAUGGAGUUCAUUGAUGUUAGCCAGCUGUCCUUCAUCCACGAUCUGGGACCAAAAGGCUUAGAAGGAAUGGUGCUGAAGCGCUCCGGUGGCCAUCGGAUCCCCGGGUUGAACUGCUGUGGUCGCAGCAAAAUGUGCUACCACUGGUCCAAACGCUGGCUGGUGGUGAAGGACUCGUUCCUGCUCUACAUGAAGCCGGACUCGGGGGCCAUCUCUUUUGUGAUGCUGGUUGACAAAGAGUUCGGCAUCAAGAUGGACUCCAAAGACACAGAGACCAAACAUGGCGUCCGAAUCGACAGUCUGUCCAGGUCAUUGGUGCUGAAGUGCAGCAGCUACCGACACGCCCGCUGGUGGGGUCAGGCCAUCGAGGGCUUCGUCCAGAAGAACGGCUCGGCCUUCCUCACGGACCACCGCUUCGGAUGCUUCGCCAGACAGGAAGUGAACAUCCCUGCCAAAUGUCUAGACGAGACUAGGUCCAGUUGGCAGAGAGUCGAUGCUGCAACCUCAAGUGCGGCUGUCCCGGCAAACAGCAGCCGCGGCGUUUCCCAGAGCAACGGGAGGGGAAUCUUAACCGUGACGGACUCGGUGGACCAGCCCAAGCUGAAAGGUCAGGGAAGGAUGAAGAGGACCAGGUUCAGCAUCAAGAGACACCUGCAGAAACACGGGCUCGCUCAUGCUGACAGCGACAGCGACCUGGAGAAAGAAGAGAGAAGCGGCUCAGUGCGGAGUCUACAUACGGGGGUUGGAGAGUUGUUCGGAAACACGCGGUUUUGGCACGGAAAAGACUACUGCAACUUUGUACGCAAGGACUGGAUUCAACUGGACAAACCAUUCGACGAUUUCAUAGACAGGCACACAACUCCCAGAAUGCCUUGGCACGACAUCGCCUCAGUGGUUCAUGGGAAAGCGGCUCGAGAUGUGGCGAGACACUUCAUCCAGCGGUGGAACUUCACCAAGCUUGUGAAGCCAAAGUACCGUUCUCUGGCGUACCCGUGUCUGCUACCCAAGUCUCACACCACUGCUGGAGAGCAGCGAUACCAAGUCCCCAACUGCAUCCCCGCCAAAGUGCAGGUUGAUCUUCGCUCAGCCUCUGACGGUCCGCUGGAUCAACAAUACCGAGAGGAGUCCAUCCACAACGCCUACGUCCACGUCAUCGAGAACAGCCAACACUUCAUCUACAUAGAGAAUCAGUUCUUCAUCAGCUGUGCAGACAAUAGACACGUUUUCAACAAGAUAGGAGACGCUAUUGCCGAGCGCAUCAUCAGAGCACACAGGACCAUGAUCAGAGGAGACCACUCCAUCAUCUCCCAGCUCAGAAAAGAGAUGGGAGAACACUGGAUGAACUACAUCUCCAUCGCUGGUUUGAGGACUCACGCUGAGCUUGAGGGGAAGCUGGUCACCGAGCUCAUCUACGUCCACAGCAAGAUGCUCAUCGCUGACGACAACACCGUCAUAAUCGGUUCUGCCAACAUCAACGACAGGAGCAUGCUGGGAAAGCGGGACAGUGAGGUGGCGGUGAUCGUGGAGGACUCGGAGAUGGUGGCGGCGGUGAUGGACGGGCAGCCGUACCAAGCUGGAAAAUAUGCCCUGCAGCUCCGCCUCGAGUGCUUCAAGACCAUUUUGGGCGCUCACACAGAUCUCUCCAUCGAUGUGUCGGAUCCCAUCAGCGACCAGUUCUAUAAGGAGGUCUGGAUGGCCACCUGCGCUCGCAACGCCACUAUUUACCAGAAGGUAUUCCGCUGUCUGCCGUCCAGCGAUGUCCGUAACAUCCUGGAGCUUGAGGGCUUCCUGGCCAAGCAGGGCCUGGACAAAGAGGACCUGGCCCGGGCUCACGAGGAGCUGAAAAAGAUCCGCGGCUUCCUGGUUCAGUUUCCGCUCCAGUUCCUUUGCGAGCAGAACCUGCUUCCCCCCAUCGGCUCAAAGGAGGCCAUGGUGCCCAUGGAGGUCUGGACCUGAGGCAGAGGGACUCACCUGUGCAUUCAAGCGUUUAACGCACUGCAUAUGGACGGCUUACAGGUCCAUUAAACCCACUCUGACGCCAUUUUGGAGGAAAACAGCUGCGCAGCCUUUUUAAAAUCACAGCUUGACAAAAAAAAUCUGCUGCUGUUGUUUUUAUUUACUCCCUUAAGACAAAAAUGACUAACAGCAGUAUCUGACAACAUCUGACUUGUGCCUUGUAGUCACAUGUUAGCAUGAAGUUUAGUGUUUUUUUUUUGCCCCGAAUAGAGCCUUCCAGGCAAUAUGAUUUUGGCCUAAAAAAGCAGAAUAAUAAUUAUAACUCGGGUGUUUGUGCACUAAAACCUUGAUUUUGAUGCAGUCUGUUCUCAAACACAAACAUUAUAAUCUGAACUAAAAAAGAACAAAUACUUUGAGAGUUUGAAAGAAAGUUUGAAAGGCAGGAGAGAUAAAAGUCUGUAUUUGUACACGUGGUUAUAAUAUGCAAAUGUGUGACCUACUUAGAGCCUUACUUUUAUUUCUGUUAUAAUGGAUGGGAACUGCUGAAGCACUGGACUGAACAAAGGUUCAGUGAGCAAAGCAAAUAUGAGCAGUAACAAGAUCAGACAGACUGUAAACAAACCACCAGGUUAGUCAAAUGUAUUUGGAGGAGAAAACAAAGGUGAAACAUCCAUCACAGACUAUUGUGGUUCAACUGUACUCACUGUAGUUGUGCAAUGAGGGGGUAUUACUGACAUUUCAGUGUUUGACCUCCAAAAAAGUGCUUUAAAUAAUGUACUUUUCAACCUAUGUGAUCGUCCUCUCUGACCUAUUUUUACCAAUGUGGCCACGUACCAAGAUUUUAGCCCAAUGUGAGCAAUAGCUAAUAACCUAAGUUGUAAAAAAAAAGUUUUCCUUUUCUAUAAUGCCUUUUAAGAUUGGACCCAGGGCUUAAAAUGCUCACGUUAUUUAGGAUAAGUAACUAGAGCUGAACACAAGCUGGUUUACUGUUUUAUUUACUACCUGAAUUUGCAGCAUUAGCAACCAAAAUGAAACCCAAAAUGGCGUCAGCUGUGGUUGUGAGACAGCCUGUGUACCAGCAGUGCCACUGAAUGCACAUGAGUACGAUUACAACUGCUUCUUAUACAAACAACACACACAAACACGUAGACUCUAACAACUGAUACGUACACGCAGAACGUUGUUGUUUUGAACAGAUGCAACACACAAACACUCACAGACAAACAAACAUGGAGAGAAGUCGACCAGCAGACGGAGCGUUGAACUCUACAGUGCCUGACAACCUGGGCCUCAUGUUUACAAGAAGAAGAUGAAGAAUGGAAGUGACCCGAGGCCUGACACGCCUCGUCCUGCUCCCUCACCACCAAACUCUAUAAUCUCUCUCUUUUUAAACAGCUUGCUCCUUCGCUCUCUAACAACACUAUGCAACGUCCAAGGCCGGCAAACGCAGCUCUGACUCUUCUGUGUUGAGCAUGGACAGACUGAAAAGACACUAAAAAGACUUGUGCAGUGAAGGGGAUGAAGAGCCGGGUCGGAGCUGUCGGACGUCUACAGCCAUUUUAUAAAACGUGUGUGUCUCAUAUCUCUGAACUUAUUUAUGUCAAACAGGAAAUCACAAGUGCCAAAGAGUGUAGCCUGAUGUUGAUGCAGUACAUACAUUCAUUUACAUUCCUCAUACUGUGGAUUCUACAUUAAGCCUUAAGUGACCUGGUCUUUGUAGUUACUUUGGUAGCGCUUUAGAAUAAUUUCCUUGAUGUUUUCUGGAAAGAACUUGUGGCUAAUUACAGCGUAGGUAAAAAAAAUAAAUGUACAUUUUCACAUUUGAAAGAAUUUAUUCUUUCCAGGAAGCUGCUAGGAAGCAAUGAAGCUCUAUCGUUCUUUUUUUGAACUACAUCAAACCCACAGAUUCACGCAUGAUAAGUUUAUUAUAAUGCUGCGUUUCAUUCAAUGUCAGAUGGUGGAAACUCUUAAGCAACAGCCAACUUUACACAAACAGGCAAUGGUGGUGUGAUCGGUAAAGUUUAAGGAACUGAAGGUGCAACUUCUAUUCCACCUUUAGCUCCCGGAUUUUUCUGUACUUUUAAAGCUCCAUUAACUGAUGUUUUUUUAGCCAAUUGAGGGCAGAGGAAAUAACUGAAAACACAAUUUUAAUAGCCUCAGGGCUUAAUUUGGAUUUAUAUAUGAUAAGUUCUGACAUAAAAGUCACAUGAAUUCUGAAAGGACUGUUCACACUGAGGGCAAAACCUCGUAUAAAAGUGGUUGUGUUGUUGUUGUGGCGAACUAGUUAGCAAACAGUUGCUUAUUUACAAAUCCAGUAGAUACGGAGCAAUAUUAGCAUUAAUUUAGAGUCCUGUUUGUCUCAACCAAAUGAGUAUAAGUCAGAUAUUCACUGUUUUAUCUUGGUCUCUGCUGAGGGAAAUAUCUGGCUGUUUAACUGCUAAAUGCUCCACUAUGUUCACCAGCUAGUGUAUAACUGUGCAGUUUGCUGAGCAGGUAAUGUAAAGUGCUGAGACUGAACCAAAACAGUAAAUUAUGCCGUAAAACCAACACUAGAAGCUACAGAACUCCAAAUGUGUAAAUGAGCAACCCUUUGCUUUACAUGUUCUCCUUAUACACUUAAAAGAUGAAAAUAUGCUAAUUUCUGCUGCCAUCAAGUGGCCAAAAGAUGAUCAGUGCAGCUUUAAGGUUUAGUAAUAAAGAUCUAAUUCAAGUUUAACAAGAAUUUAAAACUUUAGGAACUUUAAGAAUUCUUUAUUUUGGAAACCUUGUGGUUCUUGAAAUUCACACCCAGUUGUCUCUGGAUUUCAGAUAUUUCUGGAACGCAGUAUCAAUAUUCCUCAGUGUCUUCCUCGUUGGUCUGUAAGUGAUCUGCAUGAUGCUGUUUUGUGCUAUAAAAAAAAAAAAACGAGACGAAACUGUUGACAGCAUGACAGCAGCUCGUUGCCAUUAAACAUUACAGGUAAAAGCAUGAACUCUGUAAGCUGAAUGGUUGCCUUUAAAGCCAUGGACAUUAUCGAUGCUAAACAGUGUGCCCGUCUACAAGCCGUGUGUCUGCUAGGCACACCUGAAACUUCUCUACUGUUGUUAUUUAUGGAAAGUGGGACCGUAAAUAUGCUCUUCUUUUUAAUCUUCCUCUCUACCUCCCUGUGUUUCUACCUCUGCUCCAGUGCAUGUUUUUAAUCUUUUGUGAUGAAUUCAUAUUUUAAUUGCAGCUGUACCCCUUAAAUUUAGCAAACUAAAGUCAAUUUCACUGUUCUGUGCAAUACCAGCCUGUUUUUAUGACUAAAAUAGAAAGUGAAAAGACAACAAAACACUGAAUUCCCCCUAUAGAUAUAAGACAAGUUCGUCAGCAAAGAAGUAAAUUGUAAUGGAAAUGUUUUGAAAAUAUUGUCUUUGCAUUGGUUCAAACCAAAAAAGUGGCUAUAUUUAUGGUUUUAAAUGGUUUUGUAGUUAUUGUUUCUUGUGGGAACACUAGAAACGAGGCUUCACAUGAUUUCAUUUCAGAUGUAAAUGGAGCUUGAAACCUUCAACGGUUGCCUCAGUUUCCUCAAAGCUGGUGUGCAGAGGUUGAGAAACACUGACCUUUCCUUUUCUAUGUCUGGCUUUAAUCACUGUGUCUAUGAAAAUGCACUAUUUGCACAGACUGUUGUUUUCUUGUGGCGACCCCUUAAGUGAUCUGCAGUACCACGUCAUAUGUCGCUUUUUGUGAAAUGAUGGAAAAAAUAAGUUAUGUAUUAAGGCAUUAAAAGAGAUCCGGUCUUCACGAGG
Messenger RNA from Morone saxatilis (striped sea-bass), 6675 nucleotides. Its product is annotated as phospholipase D1-like. Lineage: Eukaryota; Metazoa; Chordata; Actinopteri; Moronidae. The record is from RefSeq and is a predicted model, not a curated record. Gene Ontology annotation, biological process: cell motility; phosphatidic acid biosynthetic process; intracellular signal transduction. Gene Ontology annotation, molecular function: D-type glycerophospholipase activity; phosphatidylinositol binding.